Messenger RNA from Gambusia affinis (western mosquitofish), 1850 nucleotides. RefSeq names its product microspherule protein 1 (gene mcrs1). The transcript is spliced from 14 exons. Bases 233 to 1633 code for a protein of 466 amino acids. The record is from RefSeq and is a predicted model, not a curated record. Lineage: Eukaryota; Metazoa; Chordata; Actinopteri; Cyprinodontiformes; Poeciliidae. Gene Ontology annotation, molecular function: protein binding; G-quadruplex RNA binding. Gene Ontology annotation, cellular component: NSL complex; MLL1 complex; Ino80 complex. Gene Ontology annotation, biological process: positive regulation of transcription by RNA polymerase II.
GUUUCGGUCCGGUCCGCUAGGUGGCGGUAGUGCAUCGUAAGGCUAUUUGCCAAACCGUUUCUCCAAAUAGAAAACCAGGAAGAAAACAUGAAUGUAGCCGAGCGGCUAAUGCUAACUAGUUGGACGUUAAAUGUUUCAAGGUAAUUCUGAAAAACAGGAUUAAUUAAGAAUAAAUUGAACUUGGAAUUUAUAAGGGACCGACACCGAGCUACAUAUAAAAGUGAAUGAAGAGAUGCAGGCUGGUGACCCAGGGGUCGGCGCAUCAGUUGGGGUGUCAGGUGUUCAGAGCCGGUCGGAGGAUGAAGAGUCGCUUGGUGUGAAAGAUGUGAAAAGGACAGCAACACAAGCAUUUGGAGUCGGUGUUCCCAAGAGGAGAAGUUCAUCCAGGUCAAUAAAAAGAAAGAAGUUUGACGAUGAGCUGGUGGAGAGCAGCCUGGUGAAGUCGUCCAGUCGAGUCAAAGGGCCUCCUGUCAUGGAGCCUAUUCGCUGUUUGGGCAGUGAACCUUCACCUAUAGAAAAGAAAAAAGUGACAAAAUCAGGAACUGCUCUCACACCGCCUCUCGCCAUGAUGUUAAACCCUUCACCUCUGCCCAAAAGAGUGAAGAAAACCAAGCAGCCUUUAAAUAUGACUAAAGAUCUGGGACGCUGGAAACCCACAGAUGACCUUCUGCUAAUAAAUGCUGUGCUACAGACUAGUGAUCUAACUUCAGUUCAUCUGGGGGUGAAGUUCAGCUGUCGCUUCACCUUGAGGGAAAUUAAAGAGAGGUGGUACGCUUUGCUGUACGACCCCGUCAUCUCCAAGUUGGCAUGGCAGGCCAUGCGGCAGCUCCACCCGGAGGCAAUCGCAGCAAUCCAAAGCAAAGCUCUGUUCAGUCAGGGGGAACAGGCGCUGCUGGCCAAGAUUGGCUCAACCAGUCAGCCUAAAAUGGACAUUUUCCAGGAGCUUCUGAGCAAACACCCGGGCAUCUUUCACCCGUCUCGCACCCCCAAGAGCCUGAUGGUUCACUGGCAGCUGCUGAAGCAGUACUACCUGCUAGACGACCAGAGCGUUCAGCCCCUUCCUAAAGGUGACCAAGUCCUCAACUUCUCUGAUGCAGAGCAGAUGGUUGACGAUGUGAAAUUAAAGGACAGCAGAGACGAGGUGUUGGAACACGAGCUGAUGAUUUCAGACCGUCACCAGAAGCGGGAGAUCAGACAGCUGGAGCAGGAGUUGCCUCGGUGGCAGGUUCUAGUGGACAGCAUCACAGGGAUGAGCAUGCCCGACUUCGACAAUCAGACACUGGCAGCGUUACGAGGAAGAAUGGUGCGGUACCUCAUGAGAUCAAGAGAGAUUACACUGGGCAGAGCGACGAAGGACAAGCAGAUAGAUGUAGAUCUGUCACUAGAGGGACCCGCUUGGAAAAUAUCCAGAAAACAAGGAAUAAUUAAACUGAAGAAUAAUGGAGACUUCUUCAUUGCUAACGAGGGCAGGCGGCCCAUUUACAUCGACGGCAGACCGGUGCUGUCAGGCAACAAGUGGAAGCUAAACAACAACUCAGUGGUGGAGAUCGCAGGCCUCCGCUUCGUCUUCCUAAUAAACCUGGAGCUCAUCUCACUGAUCAAAGCUGAAGCUGCUAAGAUGACACAGCAGUGAAAGGCCAAGAAGAAAAGGACUCGCAAUAACCGUGACCCUCAGUGCGACUCUCUGACAGACUAAAUCCUGGAGCAACAUGUUUAAUGUGCUGUGUGGAUAUUUUAUUUGUAAUGCUGACACUCACGGUUCAGUCCUGCUGUGUCCAGUUUUUCAGAACGUUGUAUUUAAAUUCUCACACCAAGCUUUUUUUAAAAAUAAUAAACUUGUUUAAUACGUG